AACUAUUUAUUACUGCUAGAGACAAGUACUUGAAGGCAGGCGAAGGAUUCGACAUUCAAUCUUUGACUAUAGUGGCUGUGAGGAGUUCGAAAAUCACUAUGCUAUUAGUGUAUGCCCUUGUUGUAGAACUAGCUGAGCAGUGGGUAUCAAGCAAAUCAUCAUCUCCGGUCUGGUAAGGGUACUGCUUCCACUGUAGGCUGGUUAAACUGAGGCAAAAUAAAGGAGAUUUAUAUUCGGAAGAAGGAUCUCAGGUUCUGACUUAUCGAUUAACCCACGUUCUAGAAGGGGGUAGCAUGCUAAAGUAGCUCAAGUUAGAACAUGUUAGGAAUUGUACCUGGCUAGUUUCUUUGUUGCCUCCCUGCGGUGUGGAGAUGAUAAGCAAGCAAGGAUCGAGUUAUUGCCACGAGCUUUACCCUUGUAAACCACACGAGCUGGCUUUAAAAUAGAGCAGUUUUCUCUCACUUUUUGUUAUUGUUCCCAAAUUCGAGCUCAUUCUUCACCCAGCUCCAUCUUGGCAGAUACCAAGCUAUAUUUCCUUGCAAAAGAUCAACAAUGAUGCGAUUUUGCAAGUCGUUUCUAGGCCUCGUGGCGUUUGCUUCAAUAGCUUCAGCACAGUCUAGCAACCAGACCACGUGGACUAACGGAAGCAUAGCAUCGACCUGUCUUUGCUUUCCUGGUGAUUCAUGCUGGCCGUCUACUGCACAGUGGAAUGCGUUGAAUACAACACUUGAGGGAAAACUCAUUGCAACUGUUCCGCUAGCCAGCCUUUGCCAUAUCGAUGGCUUCGAGACAUAUGAUGUUGAUAAGUGUAAUGCAGUCCGAAACAACUGGUGGUACCCAGUGACACAUUACACUACAUCAUCUUCUAUCAUGGCACCCUUUUAUGCAAAUCGAAGCUGCGACCCUUUUUACCCAAAAGAUUUUCCAUGUGGAUACGGCACCUAUGUUCGAUACGCCGUCAACGCAAGCUCGGCGUUCGAUUAUCAAGUGGCCCUUGAUUUCGCCAGUCGUAACAACAUCCGUUUAGUUAUUCGUAAUACUGCACAUGACUACCACGGGAAAUCAACUGGCGCUGGAGGCUUGGCAAUCUGGACUCACAACAUCAAAAGUAUUGAAAUCUCGGAUUAUAACAAUGAUUCGGUGGACUAUUGUGGAAAAGCAAUCAAGAUCGGUGCUGGUGUUCAAGCUUCUGAGCUUCUUGAAGCUGCCCAUAAAGAGGGUUAUCUGGCGGCUAUUGGUUACGCCGGAUCCAUCGGAAUCGCUGGUGGUUAUGCACAAGGAGGCGGAACCGGUCCGCUUGCCUCUGUAAUAGGCCUAGGAUCUGAUCAGGUUUUAGAAUGGGAAGUUGUCACUGCAGCGGGAAAGAUUGUUACUGCCACAGAGACGAAUGAAUACUCGGACUUGUACUGGGCUUUGUCGGGAGGUGGAGGCGGAACUUAUGGUGUUGUUCUUUCCGCGACAUACAAACUGUACGAGGACAUGGAGACAAUUGGGGGUAACCUUACCUUCUACAAUACAGGAACUUCUCAAGAUAACUUUUACGGUGUAAUCGGAACAUUUUUGGAAGCUCUUGAUGCAUAUACCACAGCCGGCGGUGGAGUUAAUUGGCUCAACACUGGCGCAUUCUUCAGCAUGGCCCCUGCGAUAGCUGCGGGAAUGAACCAAACACAGUUCGACUCAUUCUUUGCUCCAACACUCUUGAAAUUGAAGGAGAAUAAUAUGUCAUACGUAUAUGCCUCCGAGGCAUAUGACACUUUUGCGGAUGCCUAUAACGGCCAAGCCGGACCUGAAAAUAUCACCAAUUAUAACAUCGGAGGCCGGUUAGUUUCACGUGAAGUUGUCAAAAGCAACGCCACUGGGGUUCUGGAUACUAUAAAAUGGAUGAACGACCUUGGGGUGGUGGUAGCAGGUUUAGCACUUAACGUGGCGACCACAGAUGAAACGCCAAAAAACUCUGUGAAUCCUGUGUGGCGUGAUACACUUUUGUCUAUCACUACUGGACUGGCUUGGGAUGACACUGAUUGGGACGCGAACUUGGCUAGUCAAGACCUAAUCACAAACACAAUUGUCCCAAGAUUAGAAGCAUUGACCCCUGGAGGAGGAACAUAUCUCAAUGAAGGAGACCCACAUCAACCCAACUUCCAGCAAAACUUUUAUGGCCUCAGUUAUGACCGUCUGCUAUCGAUCAAAAAGAAAUACGACCCCAAUCAUAUCUUUUACGGACACACGGCCGUUGGAAGCGAGUAUUGGACAGAAGAAGCUGACGGAAGACUGUGCAAAAGCAAAUAGAGCGUGGUAGUAUGAAUUUCAUACGAAUAUUGGGCGAAGGUGGAUGAUUUGCCGUGAGUGGGAUGGGAGGAAAGGGUCAUGAUUUUUCUGACCCUUCCCCCCGCUCUUAUAUAUAAUCAAGAGGUCUCCUCGACCAUUGAACCUUAGUUUAUAGUCUUAAAUGUAAUACGACUCGACUUUAUUCAAUUGAAUUUUAUUUGAAAAGCUAGCUAUGUACGAAAUAAGCAAUCUUAUAAACAUUAUAGUAGAAUUUACCCC
Messenger RNA from Botrytis porri, 2547 nucleotides. RefSeq lists its product as uncharacterized. The transcript is spliced from 3 exons. Bases 553 to 2289 code for a protein of 578 amino acids. NCBI's taxonomy places the organism in Eukaryota, Fungi, Ascomycota, Leotiomycetes, Helotiales, Sclerotiniaceae. The record is from RefSeq and is a predicted model, not a curated record. Gene Ontology annotation, molecular function: oxidoreductase activity; FAD binding.